Molecule: messenger RNA, 588 nt
Organism: Sinocyclocheilus grahami
Lineage: Eukaryota; Metazoa; Chordata; Actinopteri; Cypriniformes; Cyprinidae
Product: calpain-1 catalytic subunit-like
Exons: 4
Coding region: 25-528 (167 amino acids)
Biological process (GO): proteolysis
Cellular component (GO): cytoplasm
Molecular function (GO): calcium-dependent cysteine-type endopeptidase activity
Source: RefSeq, a predicted model, not a curated record
AAUUGAGAAUAGGUUUUAACAUGAAUGUUAUUGAUGAAUGAGGCUCAUGAAAGUGUUUGUAGGCAGAUUUCCAGCUUAAAGCGGACGUUAAUGCUGUGUGCUUGUGCUCAGUUUGUGGGGAAGUCAGGUGUUCAUCUGAAGCGGGAUUUCUUCCUGACUAACGCGUCCAGUGCUCGCUCGGAGCUCUUCAUUAACCUGCGGGAGGUGAGCUCACGCUUCCAGCUACCCGCCGGCGAGUACAUCAUUGUACCCUCCACAUUUGAGCCGCAGAAAGAGGCCGACUUCGUGCUCAGAGUUUUCUCAGAGAAACCUGCCAACUCAGAAGAAAUGGACGAUAAAGUCACGGCUGAUAUUCCAGAGGAGCAACGUCUGGACGAGAGUCAGAUUGACGCCGGGUUUAAGAGUCUCUUCAGACAGCUGGCUGGAAUGGACAUGGAGAUCAGCACGACGGAGCUGCAGACCAUCCUGAACAGAAUCAUCUCCAAACGUGAGAUCUUCAUGACUCAGUGGCUCUGUUUCAAACCCUAGUGAGCCGCUUCACUGUCUACACAGGCGGCUCACUUUUAAGACAGCAUCCUACUAGUUAAA